UUCAGCGGCUCGUCUGCAUCGGUAAAUGAAAUGUCGUUGCUCGAUGGUAGAUGUAGAACCCGAUUUUUAUCGACAGAAAUCAUCCGUGAAUUGUGGAACCUGUUUGGUUCUGUAGGUGGAGUUAAUGAUCUAGAGUAAUAUAAAUAUUCACCUAUGUUUAUCAAGAAUCGUUGUUCAGAUGUAGUGCAUUUUUAUUAAUACUAAUUUCUCGAAAAUCCUACGUAUGUUAUUUGCUGCCACUUUAUCAUUAGUUACUAACAUAUAGGAUUCUUAAAUGAUGGUACUAAUGUCAUUCAACAGGGUCGUGUAAAUAAUAAAUAACCAUAAAUACAUUAUGCCACGUCAAAAAUUUCAUAAGAAAACUCCCCUUAUUGGGGAGGACACAAGAAUUGCUGUGAAUUUAACAUUGAAAAAGUUAUUAGAAACCCCAGAACAAAAAGAAUUAGAAUUUCCUUCAUCGUACACAGCAGAAGAAAGAGCCUAUAUUCAUAAACUUGCGUAUGAAUUAGGAUUAAAAUCUAAAAGUAGAGGUAAAGGUACAAACCGGUUUUUAACGGUUUAUAAGAGGGAGGGUUCAACUAUAGUACAAGCUGAUGCUGUAAUAAAGUUACAAAAAGCAUCAAGACAUAGUAUUUAUAAUUUACUACAAAGUUUUCCACUGAAUCAUAAAGAAUGCCAGGAUUUACUACCGCCAAUUGAACGUGAACGACCUCUCAAUGCAGAUGUUUCCUUAAAUACAAACACUACAGCUAUGGGCAGGUUAAACAACAGUGUGUCACAAGUACCACAGCUGAAAACUAAUUUUGACGUGUUAAACUUUCGCAAAUCUCUGCCAAUUUUUAGUGUUAGAGAAGAUAUUCUAAAUGCUUUAAAUACUAAUGAAGUGGUAAUAAUAGGAGGUGAAACUGGUAGUGGUAAAACUACUCAAGUUCCUCAAUUUAUACUUGAACAUUGCCAACAAAGGCAUGAGCCUUGUAGAAUUAUUUGCACUCAACCAAGACGACUAUCAGCUGUUUCUGUGGCUGAGAGAGUAGCAUUUGAAAGGGACGAAAAAAUUGGUCAAACAUUUGGUUAUCAAAUAAGACUUGAGAGUAGAGUUGCUCCAAAAACGCUUUUAACCUACUGCACAAAUGGUGUAUUGCUUAGGACACUUAUGGCAGGUGAUUCUGCUUUAAGUACUGUUACACAUAUUAUCGUAGACGAAGUUCACGAACGUGAUAGAUUCUGUGACUUCCUUUUGAUUGCACUCAAGGAUGCAUUGAUAAAACAUAGUUCUUUAAAACUUAUACUUAUGAGCGCUACAUUAGAUGUUAGCAUUUUUGUAAAAUAUUUUAGCAAGUGUGCAGUUAUUAAUGUAAUGGGCAGAAUAUUUGAUGUAGACACAUAUUACCUUGAAGAUAUUUUGAAAAUAACUGGUUACAUGACAAAAGAGAUGCUUACUAAAAAAGAAGAACUUAUGAAUAAAAAGAAUCAACGGAAAGUGUUAGAGUCUUGGACUCAAUAUAAGCCCCAACAAUCAGGUUCUAGUAGUUCAAAUGAAAGAUCUUUAUUACCUGCUCCUGUCUUAGAUCAACAGUGUGAACCUAUUCCAGAAAAGGUGAAAUUAGAACCUUGGUUAAUAGAAGAAAUGGAUAAAAGUAUUUCUGAUGCAUGGUUACAUGGCGGUGAAGAUAAUUUUGCACAACUUUUAUAUUUCAUACUUUCUGAAAAUGUUUCUGUAGACUAUCAACAUUCCACAACAUCUGUAACUCCACUUAUGGUGGCUGCAGGUAGAGGAUGUAUAAAUACUACAGAACAACUUUUAAAUUUGGGAGCAAAUUUAAAUUUACGAGCUGCCAAUGAAUGGACUGCAUUAGACUGGGCAAAAAAUAUGAAUCAAACUGAAUGCGCAGAGUUAAUAGAAGCUUAUAUGAAAACUUAUGAUUGCACAUCACAAGGUGAUGCAAUAGCACAAGCUAAAAAUAUUUCACUUUCAGAAGAAGACAAGCUUUUGUUAGAGAUAUACCACCACACAUUUAAUGAUGACAAUAUUAAUUAUAAUCUUCUUCUACAAUUGAUUUUACAUAUUCAUAAGAAAAUGCCUCCUGGUUCUCUUUUAGUAUUUUUGCCAGGAUACGAUGACAUUGUUACUAUGAGAGAGAAAAUAAAUAAUGAAGAAAAAGAAAUGAAUCAGAGUUUACGAUAUACUUUAUAUGUGCUCCAUUCUAACAUGCAAACUUGUGAUCAGAAAAAAGUAUUCAAGCCCAGCCCUCAGGGAACACGAAAAAUUAUUCUUUCAACAAAUAUAGCUGAAACAAGUAUCACAAUUGACGAUGUUGUUUAUGUGAUUGAUUCAGGAAAAGUUAAAGAAAAAUCUUUUGAUGCUCUAUCAGGCGUAUGUAUGCUCAAAUCUAAUUGGAUUUCUCAAGCUUGUGCUAAGCAACGUAGGGGUAGAGCAGGAAGAUGUAAAAAAGGGAUUUGUUAUAGACUAUUUUCUUCACUUCAGUAUAACAGCAUGCAGCCAUAUCAAACUCCAGAAAUUUUAAGAUUACCUUUGCAAGAAUUAUGUUUAUAUACAAAACAUUUAGCACCAGGAAACACCCCCAUUGCUGAAUUUUUAGAUCGAGCUUUAGAACCACCUUCUAAUAUAGUUACAAGAAAUGCAGUACAGUUAUUAAAAACUAUUGAUGCGUUAGACCCAUGGGAAGAUUUGACUGAAUUAGGAAGUCAUUUACUCGAUCUACCAGUAGAACCGCGGUUGGGAAAAAUGUUAUUGUAUGCUGUUGUUUUGAAAUGUUUAGAUCCAGUCUUAACUAUUGUGUGCAGUUUAGCUUAUAAAGAUCCCUUCGUUUUACCUUCACAACCAUCACAAAAAAGAGCUGCAACUGCAGCACGAAAAAGAUUUGCCACUAACACCUAUUCUGAUCAUAUGGCUGUAUUACGUGCUUUUCAAGGAUGGCAAAAUGCACGCGCACGUGGCAAGGAACGUUCAUUUUGUGAACAAAAUUUUAUUUCCGCCGCUGUAAUGGAGAUGGUAGUUGGAAUGCGUACACAACUUCUUGGACAACUUCGUGCAUCUGGAUUUGUUAAAGCUAGAGGUCCAGGAGAUAUUAGAGAUUUGAAUUCUAAUUCAGAGAAUUGGGCAGUAGUAAAAGCAGCUUUAACUGCUGGUUUAUAUCCAAAUUUAAUAAGAGUCGACAGAGAACACAUGCAACUAAGAACACAGAAAGAAGUAAUAGUAUACUUUCAUCCAUCAUCAACUCUAAGGGAUUAUCCAAAGUCUCCAAGAGUAACAUCUGUACAGACACAUAUAGCUAAUGUUGCAUCUUUGCCUUGUGAAUGGUUACUGUAUGAAGAAAUGAGUCGUACAGGUCGUUUCUGUCAUGUAAAAAUGGCUACUUUAGUUAAUCCGUUAACAGUGGCAUUGUUUUGUGGGCCAGCACGAUUGUCAGUGGACGUAAUUUAUGAAGCAGAAUCUGUGCCAGAAAGUGAAUCAGAUUCAGAAGUUGAUGAAAGUAAUGAGGGCACAAUUUUCAAACUCGAUGAUUGGGUAGUGUUUAAACUGGAUCCUGAGACUGCACAGUUUUUCUUACAUUUAAGACAAAAAUGGAAUGCCUUAUUCUUAAGGCGUAUGAAAACACCAAACAAAGCUAUGUCACAAUUAGAUGAAAAAGUAGUGAGUACAUUAGUAAGCGUAAUUACGAACGAAGAACAAGCAUGUGGAUUACAACAACCAUCUGGUAUUGGUCAAAGACCACGUCCGUUAAUAGUUGAUUAUUAUCCUGCCAAUGCUAGAAGAACAGACGACUUUGUAGAGAGAAAUUUUUAAAGUUGGACAGAAGAAGAAUAUUUUAUUAUGUAUAAUUCAUAGAAAAUAUUUAAUUCUCUUGCUUCCUAUAUGUAAUUCAUUGUAGGAUUGCAAUGGUAUUCCUGUUUUUAUAAAAGUUUUAUUAAAAGUGAAUAGCUUACAUUUUAAAUGGACAGGGUAAAAUAAAGAAUUGCCACUGAUUAUAGCAUAUCAGUUCUCAUAGUUAAAUAUUUAUUCAGUAUUAACAAAAAUUUCAAAAGGUCUAUAAACCUUCUUUCUGCUUGAGACACUGUAAGAAAUAAUAAUGUUCAAUCACGUACUAUGUACAUCUUAAACAUAUCCUUUACUAUUAUCAUUUACUAAUUCUGGCUAUUCGAUACUAAUAUCAAGUCUAUACUUAUCUUUCUUUAGAAGAUUUUCUUGAAAAGUUCACACAUAUGUAUUAAGUAUGUUAUACAAUAUUGAUUAUUAACAAUAGAUAAAGUAAACAGAUUAUAUAUAUAUAUAAUUCUACAAUUCUACGGCUUAUCAUGAUAUCUAGUUUAUUGUAAUGGUGCUUUUAUGAAGUUGCUUCACAUUUCCAAUUUACUACAUAAACAGUAAGUAUGAACACCAUGUAGGAAUCGAACUAGAUCUUUGUACCUUCUAAAAAAUGUGAUGUACUGUAUAGAUAUUAAUUUUAAGUGAUUUAUUUACAUUUUUACUGUGCUUAAAGUACUUAAAGUUAUAAUUUACUAUACAGAAUAAUCGCAAUAAAAAAACAGUCAUUUGCAAGUAAACAGAUAACUUUAAAUUAUUAGAAAGAAAUUGAGUAUUAAUAUUAUUUUUAUUAUUAUUAUUAUUAUUAUUAUUAUUAUUGU
This is a messenger RNA of Nomia melanderi (Alkali bee), 4647 nucleotides long. RefSeq names its product 3'-5' RNA helicase YTHDC2. Gene Ontology annotation, cellular component: intracellular anatomical structure. Lineage: Eukaryota; Metazoa; Arthropoda; Insecta; Hymenoptera; Halictidae. Gene Ontology annotation, molecular function: helicase activity; protein binding; ATP binding. The record is from RefSeq and is a predicted model, not a curated record.